UUCCAACCUUCGAUUAGUUCGUUGGCCCGGCGCAUCGUGAUACUAAUUCGAUAAUUCUCCACAAUCAUUUUCAGACAUACAGUAGAUUAAAGUACAUAAUCGGUUUGGCUUCCCACUCUCGUUACUUCGUACUUAUUCCAAGCCUCUACUGGAUAGUAGCGAUAAAGGCUUAAUUACCCAAUUCGCUGUUUGCCGUCUUAAGGCACUUGGCAACAAAGAGUGGACGACGUCUGUCAGCAUCCAUUGUUUGCCGCCUCCGACAUAUCACCGGCGCUUCAGUCAAACGUCUCACUUACACUACUUACACCAUUUACAUCACCAACAAGCAAACGCUAUCCGACACAUAGCACCAUGUUCUGUCUCCGAAGUUGGCUUCCUCUUCUCUUCAUCCCGACGAAUGCCUCCCCUGCAUUCAUCUUCCUCUUCUUCGUCUGCACAUACUUCCUCAACCGACCUUGCGUCUACUGCUCCGUCCUCCUGCUCAUACUCUUCGUAACCUCGUGCUACUGGUCAGACCGAUGUUUCUUCGACUUUGGUAGUAACUGGUUCGCCCCGCGGUCUCCUGCGUCAUCAUGUCUCUCCAACUCGACGACGAUACCGGAUCCCGUCACCGAUAGCUUCAACGCAACCGCCGUCGAGAUGCUGAACACCACGGCGAACGCCCUGGUCAGCGUCGCCGCUGAAGAGUUGUCAAAGCGGAAGGAGGAGUGGACGGGACUCGGAGUGGAGUGGUUGCGGAGCUUAUUGGGACGCAGGGAGUGGAGGAUCGAGUGUAUGGAUCUCUAUAUACGACUGUGAUCGAUAUACGUCAGGUACGGAAUUACGGUCAAGACUCAACACCCUUAACUUUGGACUUUCGACGCUGUACAAAGGGGAAGGGUGGAGAUAUGAUAGCAUACAUGCAUGGCACCGGCGUUGGUUGACUUGGCGAUUUGGCCUUGCCUUUCGAGCAUAUACACCUCACACUAUUUCGCGAUUCGGCCUAUAACCCACUAAUAGGAGGAGGCUGCUUAUAUCCCUCCUAAACCUCAGGCUUCCGUCUUCCUCAGGCACAGGCAGGGGCUCAAGAAGCAGUCAAAACCCACAUAUCAAUAAAAAGGAUAAACUAUUAAAUGACUGUCUACAGUAAGGGAGUGCCAUAUCGAUAAGUCGUUAUUACUAAACUCGAAUCUCGAGACUGUUUCUAAUAGUGAGACAUUGCUAGCUCAUGCAUCUCAUGGCUAGAUCUACGUGACUUAGGUGCUAACCUACAUAUGUACCUACCGUCGAUAAGUUUACUAAAUUGCCCCUUUCCCUCGAUAUGUUAUAGGACGACUAUUCACGCAAGCUUCUCCUAUCCAUAUUGUACC
Molecule: messenger RNA, 1349 nt
Organism: Annulohypoxylon truncatum
Lineage: Eukaryota; Fungi; Ascomycota; Sordariomycetes; Xylariales; Hypoxylaceae
Product: bladder cancer-related protein BC10-domain-containing protein
Exons: 2
Coding region: 352-798 (148 amino acids)
Source: RefSeq, a predicted model, not a curated record